AUGAUAUGAUGCGCCUCUGGCGGAAAAGUGGUUAGUUGCUUUAUUCCCAACGGCAUCUUUUCGGAGCGCAUUUGAACCAUUUGCUCUCAAAACGCAAGAAUAAAACGCAAGCUUCUAUUUCAACAGGUGUUGACGAGUGGUGAUUCAUCCAAGCCAAAUGCCUCGCCCGUUAUCAGCCCAAACGAGGAAUGAGCAGGUGAUGAAAGAGAGGGCGUCCAAAAAGCUUAUGGUGACGGAUGACCCAAUAGAAAAAUUACGCCUCUUGUGUCUACAGAGGGGCGCUAAGGGAAUUUUAGGUCUGGGAAGGAUUUUCCGACGAAUGGACGACAACCACAGCGGGGACUUGAAUUUCGAAGAGUUCGUGAAAGGAAUCCGAGACACGGGUCUCAACGUGACGGACGAGGAGGCGGAGCAAAUUUUCAAACACUUCGACAAGGACGACUCCGGGACUCUCAAAUACGACGAAUUCUUGCGGGCAGUUAGACCCAAACUAUCCCCGGCCCGAUUAUCUCUAAUAGAAAAAGCCUUCGAAAAGGUGGAUAAGUCAGGUGACGGCAAGAUCACUUAUGAGGAUUUGAAAGGAAUCUAUUCUGUUCAACACCAUCCAGAAUACUUGAAUGGGCAGGCAACUGAAAAGCAACUUCUCAGCAGGUUUCUGAAAAAUUUCGAAGAGAAUGGAGUCGUCGACGGUGUUGUAACGAAAGAAGAGUUUAUCGAUUACUACACUGGAGUGAGUGCAUCUAUUGAUGAAGAUGGUUACUUCGAUCUUAUGAUGCGAACGUCUUGGAAAUUAUAAUCACCCUUUUUUGGACUUUUCGAACAAAAACUGCUGAGGCUUUCUUUCAUUUAAGUUCAUUGUUUUUCACUUUUUUGCAGGUACUUUUGUGCUGCUCUAAUCGCAUCCUUUUUACAAUGAAAAAGUAUUUGAAAUGUGAAUAAAUAAAUAUUUAUUAACUGAA
This is a messenger RNA of Argiope bruennichi, 959 nucleotides long. Its product is annotated as calcyphosin-like protein. The transcript is spliced from 5 exons. Bases 158 to 796 code for a protein of 212 amino acids. The record is from RefSeq and is a predicted model, not a curated record. Gene Ontology annotation, molecular function: calcium ion binding. NCBI's taxonomy places the organism in Eukaryota, Metazoa, Arthropoda, Arachnida, Araneae, Araneidae.